Drosophila nasuta is the source of this 1644-nucleotide messenger RNA. RefSeq names its product CDP-diacylglycerol synthase (gene Cds). Lineage: Eukaryota; Metazoa; Arthropoda; Insecta; Diptera; Drosophilidae. The coding region runs from base 162 to 1487 and encodes 441 amino acids. Gene Ontology annotation, molecular function: phosphatidate cytidylyltransferase activity. Gene Ontology annotation, cellular component: endoplasmic reticulum membrane. The record is from RefSeq and is a predicted model, not a curated record. The transcript is spliced from 8 exons.
CUUCAUGUGUGUGUAUUGUUGUGUUGAAGCGAAAAGCGGACGUUUUAUUUUUUAAGUGCUUGUUUUUGUGCAGCACGACACUUACUGCGCUAAAUCUGUUAAUUUGAAAAAACAUAUUAAAAUCAUUUGAAGAAUUUAUUCAAAACUCACACAAUACAAACAUGGCAGAGGUGCGACGUAGGAAGACGGACAACGAGGCUGACGAUGCUGCUGCUGCUGUUGCCGCGAGUAGUGCAGCUGAUUCUUCGGAUCAUGUUGAUUCGGAGGAGGAGAAAAUACCUGAGGAGAAAUUCGUUGAGGAGUUGGCUAAGAAUUUGCCCCAAGGUACAGAUAAAACACCAGAACUUUUGGAUUCUGCUCUGAAGGAUUUGCCCGAUCGAUGGAAAAAUUGGGUCAUACGCGGUAUAUUCACAUGGAUUAUGAUCUGUGGAUUCGCAUUAAUCAUCUAUGGUGGACCAUUGGCCUUGAUGAUUACGACGCUGUUGGUGCAAGUGAAGUGCUUUCAGGAAAUUAUCUCAAUUGGUUAUCAAGUGUAUCGUAUACACGGUUUGCCCUGGUUUCGUAGUCUCUCCUGGUAUUUCUUGCUCACUUCCAACUAUUUCUUCUAUGGCGAGAAUCUAGUCGAUUACUUUGGGGUCGUAAUCAAUCGUGUGGAAUAUCUUAAGUUCUUGGUGACCUAUCACCGCUUCCUCUCAUUUGCCCUGUAUAUCGUUGGCUUCGUUUGGUUCGUGCUCUCGCUGGUCAAGAAAUACUAUAUCAAACAGUUCAGCCUAUUCGCCUGGACGCACGUCUCGCUGCUGAUUGUCGUCACACAGAGCUAUCUAAUUAUACAGAACAUAUUCGAGGGACUUAUUUGGUUUAUAGUGCCCGUAUCGAUGAUUGUUUGCAAUGAUGUCAUGGCGUAUGUGUUUGGUUUCUUCUUUGGACGCACACCCCUCAUAAAGCUCAGCCCGAAGAAGACGUGGGAGGGCUUUAUUGGUGGUGGUUUUGCCACCGUACUAUUUGGCAUAUUGUUCUCAUACGUCUUGUGCAAUUACCAAUAUUUCAUCUGUCCCAUACAAUAUUCGGAGGAACUGGGUCGCAUGACCAUGUCCUGUGUUCCCAGCUAUCUGUUUACGCCACAGGAAUACAGUCUUAAAUUGUUUGGCAUUGGAAAAACCUUGAACAUUUAUCCAUUCAUUUGGCACUCGAUUUCGUUGAGUUUGUUCAGUUCAAUAAUUGGACCUUUCGGCGGCUUCUUUGCGUCCGGAUUUAAGCGUGCUUUCAAGAUAAAGGAUUUUGGCGAUAUGAUUCCUGGACAUGGCGGUAUCAUGGAUCGCUUCGACUGUCAGUUCCUCAUGGCCACGUUCGUAAAUGUUUACAUUUCGAGCUUUAUUAGAACUCCUUCACCAGCUAAACUCUUGACACAGAUUUAUAAUCUUAAACCGGAUCAACAAUACCAAAUCUAUCAGUCCUUGAAGGAUUCUCUGGGCGAUAUGCUAAACUAAAUAUUUCGACAACAACAAUUGUUUGCUUUAGUCGUACGUCUAUAUAAAUAUUCAUUAUAAAAAUGGAAGAUUCUAUAUAUACAUAUAUAUAUGAUGAUCGGUAUAAGAAAAUGCAGCAAAAACCUCUCGAAUGCUGUUAGUCUCCUUUAAAACAAAA